CUUUCUAAAGGAUGUCUGUUAAUUAUUAAGUGGGCUUUUAAGGCCACAUGAGGAGCUGACUCCUCCAGUCCCCUCCACCCUGGAGGAGGGCGCUCUAUGUUCACUUUGCAGCCCGUUUGGGGAGGUUGUGUUGUGCAAGUGAAGGCUAGAAGACAGCCGUAGUGCUCCCGGUUCUCCCAUUUAAACCGUCCACAGUGACAGACCGGAUCAGCAGCGGCAUCACAGCAUCCAGCAGACAUGGAUUUCUCAAUCCGAGCAGCCAACGUGGAGGACUGCAAGGACAUCGCUCGGAUGAUCAUGGAAUUGGCAGAAUACGAGAAAAUGGCAGACCACGUGAAAGUCACUCAGAGAGACUUGGAGCAAGAUGGCUUCUCCAAGAACCCGUUUUUUCACGGGAUCAUCGCUGAGGUGCCAGAACAGCACAAAACCAAAGAAGGGCAUACGAAGAUAGGCUAUGCACUUUACUUCUAUUCCUACAGCUCAUGGAAGGGCAGAGCCAUUUAUAUGGAGGACUUGUACGUGAUGCCUGAGUUCAGAGGGAAGGGCAUUGGUAAAGCACUUAUGAGCAAGGUCGCACAGCUGGGUCUGGCCGCCGGCUGCAACCAGCUCAGCUUCACCGUUCUGGACUGGAACAAAUCAUCUCUGGAAUUUUACCUGAGCCAGGGCUGCUUCGAUAUCAAAGCUAAUAUGGGCUACCACUGUAUGCGCUGUGAGGGAGAGGCGCUGGAGCACCUGGCCCAACCUUAACCCAACGUCAGGCUCAUGACCUUGUGACCUUUGCAGCCAUGAGGUCAAUCCACACAGUGCAGGGAUAGAGCACCACUCUGUGGCCCCUUUCCAAAACUAGACAAUGACAAUCGUCAAGCCAAUUUUAAAGUAACCGACUGUUUGCUAAACCUUGCUCCUCUUUAAGUCAUUCUACAAUGUGUGGCAGAUUUACUACUCAAAAUGUUUGAUCCUUUCUCAAACAACGGGCCUUUUACAAUAGAAUAGAAAUGCUGUACUGAUUAAAUUCUGCAAAUUUAUUUCAUACAGAAGAACACAAAAGCAGCAGUGUCACUUCCAUUCAACCACCAUCUUUUCUCGUCAGCUGAAAUGACAACAACAAGCAGAUUAUAUUACUUGUAGUUAACUAAUGUUGACAAGUUAGCCAACACCAACUAUGUUAAUAGAGAGUUUCAGCUGACUGACUCAAACAAGAAUGUUGCAAAAACAUUCACAUAGUGGCUACAUACAGUACAUGAUAUAAUGAAAAUGUUAACAUGUGCUCCAGAUAUUUUUUUUUUAACAUGCAAGACAUUUAAUUAUUCCUUAUUUAGAAGAAGCACAAUGUCUCACAGUCAAGAAGGCAGAUCUUUUAUUGUUUGGGCUGUUGUGAAAUGCUAACUUGGAUGGCAUUGCUAUAUUAAAAACUUUUUCUGUUUUCCCACCAAAAAAUGAGAAAACGGAAAGAGUUUUUGUUUUACUUUUUUAAACCUACAAUCCCAUUUUCCCAUUUUUCCACUGUUAGUUAACUUUGAAAAUCAAAUGGAACAAAAUGAAAUCUGGUUUUGACCUGCAUAUACUUCUACAGUAUGAAGAAACUGGACAAUCACUGUUUGGGACAGAAAUUUAGCAAAUGGUCAUUUAUCUUAAUAUAUAAUUCCAGGAUGCAGUUCUAAGUAUUGGAAUGGGGCCUAUGCAAUACAUUUAAAUAGUACAUUACAGAGACACUGAAAUUAGUGUUUUCUGUUGUUCCCUUGUGAUGUGUUAUGAUUUUAGUGGUAAAUGGAUCAGGUAAUCUACCCACAGUGUGAAAAAAUUAGAAGAUAUGGUAAUAGUAAAAGUGUGAUUAAAUGUGUGUAUGUAGUGGGACUUUUAGAGAAAGUCUUGACAUUAAGUGAAAAUUAUCAUUAUCUAGAAAUGAAAUGUUUUUUUGCACAAAGAUCCACAUAAACCUUAUGGAAUCAAAGUCGAGAUGCAUGUUUCACCGUAUGACUGUUGUAAAAAUUGAGUUUUAUGUGUCCUAUCCCUUUAAAUUUACUGUAAACUAUGACAACAGCAACCAAAGAGGCAGUCUACUCGAGCCCUCGUCUUCCACAUGAGGAGUGCUGCACAACAAAACACCAAAAAAAAAAAAAAGAGACAGAAUAUAAAACAGAAGUGCAGACCAGAAUUCUGCCACUUUCACUUCAGCAGGACAGGUCCAACGAUGUUGGACAGAUCUCAGUCCAAAAACUUUUAUUUUUUAAAUUCCACCAGAUGGAUGUUUUUCUGUUUGAUUCUAAGCUUCAUCCAUGUCUUCAAAACUAACCCCAAGAGUUUGGCUGCAUGGAAGGAGGUUUAAGGUCGAGUUCAACUGAUUCUUUCAGUGCACAGUUUCAUUAUGAAAACUUUAUACAGUGUCAUUUCCAGCAAUCUAAUGAAAACAGACUGAGUCGUGGGUUAUAUUUAGUUUGUUUUCUUUCUCUCUGAACAAGUAAAAACCACUGACCCUUCUUUGUAACUUCUGCAAUUUACAUUUGUGUUCAGACUUUGUUUGCAAGAUAAAAUCAGAACUCAAACUGGCUGUUAAAGAUAAAUUUUGCCUAAAUUAGAGUUGAACCAGAAUUUAACUGCUUUCUAAGUGAUCUUACUUUAGAUAGUUAAGUGACCACAAGAUCAGCAGGAGUCCAAAGUAAACUAAACUCAGAGAACAAACAGCUGGGAGACCUAACAAGGCCUCUGUACAACAUUAAAACCUUGCUACACCCCCUAGAGGCUGCUGGGGUUUUUAAGCCUGAAAAAAAAAUGGAUUGAAGUCAUAACUUUUUCCCCCCUUUUUUAACAUGGGACUAAAAUGUAAUGUUUAUCCUGAGAUAAGCAUAUCAAGACUAGAUUUUUAAAUGCUUGUUACGUGAUUGAUUUGGCUUGUGUCAUGCUAGGAUGCUAGUUGGAUUACCAGCAAAGAAAAACAGGUCCUGGAGCUGAAAACUCUCUGGACUCCCAAAAGUCCUGCUAUCAGUAAGAUCCAGAUUAGCAAAUCUCCUGUUUUUCUCUCCAGGAUCAGAUAAUCCAUCUCAUUUUUGUGCCAGUUUUUCAAAGUAACAUUGGACUGGAUCAUACUCAUCAAAAUAGACUUUUUUUCAAGAUUACAAAUCAGGAUUUUAGGUACCCUAAAUGGAACCACAGUGAAGCUAAAAACUAUGUAAAACAUUUGUGAAUAUCCACCAUGGCAUCACUUCAGGUGUUCAUGAAGAAUCAAAAAAAUAGUCCAAUUAUACAAACAUCCAGUUCUAUUUUGCAGGGGGCUGGAGCUAGAAAUGUUGUCCAAUAUGUCACAUGACUACCAUUUAUUUUAACAUCAAUACAUAAAAUGCAAAAUGAAUAAAUUAAAUUAAAAACAUGCAGUUGAUCUAAAUGAUAAGGCUGGAAAUGAUAAAUCAUCAAAACAUUAUUAAUUCAGUACCUACAGUUAUAAAGUGACAGAAUUUUUAUGAGAUGGUUAUUUUCUCUUAUGUUACAGUUUUCUUUACGUGCAGUUUUUCUAUAUUUAUGAAGAAAUCAGUUUUAUAAUUGUUGUAAUAAAUAGACAGUGAUAAAUGACAGGCAUAAUUAAAUAUAUUACUUCUGUGUAAUAAUGAUGGCAUUUUGGAUAUUACUUAAUGAGAACAAAAGCUUUUUUAUUCUUUUUUUUUUUUUGCUGUACUGAAAGGCACACUAUCUACUUUACCACUGCAAUGUUUGAACAAAUUAAGUGCAAAAUAUGAAUAAAUAUGAAAAUACA
Molecule: messenger RNA, 3745 nt
Organism: Acanthochromis polyacanthus (spiny chromis)
Lineage: Eukaryota; Metazoa; Chordata; Actinopteri; Pomacentridae
Product: thialysine N-epsilon-acetyltransferase-like
Exons: 6
Coding region: 238-747 (169 amino acids)
Molecular function (GO): N-acetyltransferase activity
Source: RefSeq, a predicted model, not a curated record